AUGAAUCCCCCAUGGCACCUCGCCUCCGCCGAAGACUCCGCCGAAGACUGGCACCUUUUUGCGGAGAUGGCCUCCAACUCCAGGGACGGGCCAAACCAUGGCAGUGACCACCAGGAUGAUGACACCAAGAGAAGAACCGUCCCGCAAAUCAUCACCGACGGCUCCAGCACCCCCGACGAGCCCAUGACCGCCUCCAGCGAAACAAAGCCAAAGGGCAAGCGAGUGGGCUUCACCUCCGCUCCCUCUUCCGGCGACGACACGCCCGCAGACGGUGGCCACCUGCAACCGCGACCCUACUCCACCUACGGCGCUCUCCCCUCGAACCCCACUUCGGGCGCCACCACCCCUCUUGGAGAAGGUUACCUCUCGCCUACGCCCACCCGCCAGAGCGCCCCUCCGGCUCCUGAUGAGCUCGUCAAAGCCGUGCACAAGGCCUUUGGGCAGCCCCUGCCCGCCAAGCCCAAGCCCGCCAUCCGGAAGACCCCAUCGCUCCGCAUGAACAACCCUUUCUCCUCCACCCCAGACUCGGAUGAGGAAGACACGCCCGCGAAGAGAUCGAGGAACGAGGCCCUGGAUCGAGCCAACCGGUUGGCUAAGAGCGUGGGUAGUGCCUCGGCGCCGUCGUCGAGGAGGAAUUCGUUCGAGGAGAAGAGGGCUGAGGCCGGACCCUCGAGACCGAAGACGUUCGCUGCAGGCGCCAAGCGAAGCCGCAAGACCGUCUUACUUGAGGAUGUCGUUUCCAAUGACGAGGAGGAAGACGAAGCCGCAUUGGCCAAGAGGAAGGCCAGGGAAAGCACGCUGGACGAGGCGAAGAAGCUUGUGAGGAACCACACCCGGAAAGGUCCCGAAAGAACCUCCCUCCACGCCGAGCCCACGCCUUUCAUCUCAAGACCUACCACCCCGACCAUGGAGCGGGCCUUCGACGACUAUGUCGCCCCGCCUCCCAGGUACCGUGGCGGCAUCUUCGGUGCUUUGCUCAACCUCUACGGCGCCCAAGGUGGCUUCCAGGGCGGCAUGCAGGGUAACCAGUGGGCGCAUUCCCGCACCAACAGCAACACGACGCUGGGCAGCGGCAUGUCCACACCCGGUGGCAUCACGCCUGCCAUUGGAACGCCUCAGCAGUCUCCUCCAGCCUCUGGUACCAGCACUCCCGUGACCCCGGGCCAGAAGAGGCAUUGGUACCACCGCAGCCAAUAUCCUCCCCAGCAGUCGCAGACUUCUUUGGCACAGCUGGUCGGCUCGUCAUCCAUGCUUGCCUCGCCGGGCACGUCCAUCGACUUCGAGCAUGGCGUUUCUGACCAGAUGAAGCGCGCCUCGCGGCCCGGCAUGGGUAAGCGGUCGCGCAGUGGUGGCGCCAUCACGUCCGCCAUGCAACGCCUGAGCAAGCCGCGCCUGGAGGACGAAAUCCGCAUCACGGUGCACAUCUCCGAAGUCAUGGCCCGCCAGCGGUACUUGAUGAAGCUGUGCAGGGCGCUAAUGAAGUAUGGUGCCCCGACGCAUCGUCUGGAAGAAUGCAUGAAGAUGUCGGCCCGCAUUCUCGAGAUCGAAAGCCAGUUCCUGUACAUUCCCGGCUGCAUGAUCAUCUCCUUCGACGACUCGUCCACUCACACGACCGAGGUCAAGCUCGUCCGUGAGAGCCAGGGCGUUGACCUGGGCAAGCUGCGUGAGACGCAUGCUUGCUACAAGGAUGUCGUGCACGACCGGAUCGGUGUCGAGGAGGCAACCCAACGCCUCGAGGAGAUCAUGAAACGUCCUCAGAAGUUCAAGCCGUGGUUCCUGGUCGUGAUGUACGGUCUCGCAUCUGCAUCCGUUGGUCCAUUCGCGUUUCAGGCCAGGCUGAUCGACCUUCCCAUCUGUUUCCUCUUGGGAUGUCUGGUUGGCUUCCUGCAACAGAUCGCCGCCCCAUCAUCCACACUCUUCAACAACGUCUUCGAGAUCAGCGCUGCCGUCCUGACGUCUUUCCUUGCCCGUGCUUUCGGUUCGAUCAAGGGUGGUUCGGUCUUCUGCUUCUCCGCUCUGGCCCAAAGCAGUAUCGCUCUGAUUCUUCCCGGUUACAUCGUCCUGUGUGCCUCUUCGGAAUUGCAGUCCAAACAUUUGGUCGCCGGCUCCGUCCGCAUGGUUUACGCCAUCAUCUACUCGCUCUUCCUCGGCUUCGGCAUGACCAUAGGCAUCGUCCUCUUCGGUGUCAUGGAUAAGGGCGCGACGUCGGCGCACCAGUGCAGCAGCCAGAUGCCGACCAACUACACCUUCUUCUUCGUGCCCGCCUUCACCAUCUGCCUGUGCAUCAUCAACCAGGCCAAGUGGAAGCAGAUGCCCGUCAUGGUCAUCAUCUCGUUUGGCGGUUACGUCGUGACCAAGUUCAGCAGCGAGCGCUUCCAGGGCAACACGCAGAUCAGCAGCACGCUGGGCGCGCUGGCCAUCGGCGCCAUGGCGAACCUGUACUCGCGUCUCGGCACCAAGGCCGACAACUUCUUCCUCGACUUGUACGAGAACCACGUGCGCCCUCGCUACCGCUCCCUGCGCCGCAAGGUCACCGGCAGGAAGGAGGAGCUGCGCAAGUCGUACAAGGUGGCCGAGGAUAUGCUGCCGCCCUCGUCGUCCAAUUCCUCCGAGAUUUACACGCCUCGCACGCGCAAGGUCGGCUAUGGUGUUGCCGCUGCCGCCAUGCUGCCCGCUAUCUUCGUGCAGGUCCCGUCCGGUCUGGCUGUGUCGGGCUCGCUGAUUUCCGGUAUCACCUCUGCCGACCAGAUCGUGCACAACACCACCGGUACCACGACGGACCUGCAGGCCGACGGCACCGUCAACAGCGCCGCGUUCUCUGUUGGUUACUCUGUCAUCCAGGUUGCCAUCGGCAUCACCGUUGGUCUGUUCCUUAGCGCGUUGGUCAUCUAUCCCUUCGGCAAGAAGAGGAGUGGUUUGUUCAGCUUCUAA
Lasiodiplodia theobromae is the source of this 2931-nucleotide messenger RNA. Its product is annotated as Pheromone-regulated membrane protein. The transcript has a single exon. The coding region runs from base 1 to 2931 and encodes 976 amino acids. Gene Ontology annotation, biological process: transmembrane transport. The record is from RefSeq and is a predicted model, not a curated record. Gene Ontology annotation, molecular function: transmembrane transporter activity. Lineage: Eukaryota; Fungi; Ascomycota; Dothideomycetes; Botryosphaeriales; Botryosphaeriaceae.